Molecule: messenger RNA, 561 nt
Organism: Arachis stenosperma
Lineage: Eukaryota; Viridiplantae; Streptophyta; Magnoliopsida; Fabales; Fabaceae
Exons: 1
Coding region: 1-561 (186 amino acids)
Source: RefSeq, a predicted model, not a curated record
AUGGAAGAAACUAAGAAGGAGGAGUUCACUGUUGGAGUAAGAAAAGAAACUCCAGAGGGUAUUAAUCUUCAAGAAAAGCACGUGCAACCUACUCUCCAGCAACAUAUUCAACCCACAGAAGCCACACCAAAAGAUAGAAUUCUAGUGCAUGAGUACAAGCCAAGAAUUCCAUAUCCUCAAAGGCUCCAAAGAGAAAACAAGGAGAAGCAAUAUUCUAAAUUCUUGGAGAUAUUCAAGACUUUGUACAUCAACAUUUCAUUCAUAAAAGCUCUUGAACAAAUGUCUUUAUAUGCAAAAUUUAUGAAGGAUUUGUUGUCCAAGAAGAAAUCAUUGAAGGAAGGUCAAACCGUUGUAAUGACUAAGGAGUGUAGUGCAAUUAUUCAACGAAACUUUCCAACAAAGAAGAAAGAUCCAGGAAGUUUUCAAAUUCCUUGCAUUAUUGGCAAUACUACCUUUGAUAGAGCUUUAUAUGAAUUAGGAGCAAGUAUUAAUCUAAUGCCUUUAUCUGUGAUGAAGAGAUUGCAAAUUCAAGAGCUGAAGCCCACACACAUAGCUCUAUAA